CCUAAAUUCAAUGAAAGCGUUGUCUUCAUCGGCUAAACAGAAAUAUUUGGAUCGACUGAAAGUGCACUCAAAGGGAGAGAUCCAUGACUUCUGCGAUGCGCUCAUUGAAGCCAAAGAGGAGGCCAUCGCUGACGAGAAGGAGUCCGCCCUUCAUCUCAACGAUCAGAACCUAUCCCUCGUUAUUAUGGAUCUCUUCAUAGCGGGUUCCGACACAACGGCGUUAACGAUGCGAUGGAUUAUACUAUUGAUGGCAAACAAUAUGGAAAUGCAGUUAAGAAUGAGACACGAAAUCAAUGAUAUUAUCGGCGAUAGAGUGGCAGACAAUCACCACAAGAAUGACUGCCAUUAUGUCAACGCUUUUAUCGCUGAGACUCUCAGAUAUAAAGGGGUCGCGCCGUUAGGAAUUCCACACGUAGCCCUCUGUGACAUGCAAUUGGGUAGUAAAUACUUAAACGAUUCGUUCGUAAUUGGAAACCUAUUGGCCAUAUCUAAUGACCCCAACCUAUGGCCCAAACCGGAUGUCUUCUCCCCCAACAGGUUCUUAGAUAAGGACAACAAAUACAUGUCAGCCCUCCCGGGGUUCACACCCUUUGGAAUCGGACGG
Molecule: messenger RNA, 604 nt
Organism: Oppiella nova
Lineage: Eukaryota; Metazoa; Arthropoda; Arachnida; Sarcoptiformes; Oppiidae
Source: the annotation of a GenBank genome assembly